CGACAACAACUUAAAGCCCGAAUGAUAUAAUGACAAAUAACAUCUGAUCAUAAACAUCAUUCAUAACUAUCAUCUUCACCGUUCCAUGAAACAAAGCACUUCCCUUUUUAUGGAGAUGCAAAAGCAGAAGUAAAGGAGAACGUGAUUUCAUCUGAAGAGAAAGACAAAAGCUUACAGCGGCAGGAGUUUCACCCCUCUAUUGAUCCCUGUCUUGCCGUUCCAUACAAGAUUGCUCAGCAUUAAAAUUCACGCUUGCACCUAUUGGCAUGGGCUCAAAUCAGAGCAAAUACUCCGAUCGAUCAAACAAUAAGAGAGCAAACAUUUUCAGAAAAUCUGUCAACUCUCAUGACCAAGACAACUCUGUAAGAAAUCAACCAGAAGCACUUUCACAUCCAAGCAGCAAAAGACUCUCCCUGAAAAAGAUCUUCUCUCGUCCUAACAAGCUCCAAGAAGGAGGCACAGAGACAAUGAGUUCUGCACAAAGUGGAGGAAGUAACAGUCAUCACACUCAAUCAGCCACGCAAAAUAACCAAGAAGGUCGACUUCACAACAAAAGACGAAGAACACAGUCAAACACCAGUCCUGGAGAUUCAGCAGAACAUGAAGAGGUAAAGGGUAGCCAAUCCAUGCUUAGAAGACUUCGUAGGCGAGUGCACACAACAGAAGAUGAAGUGGAAGAAGUCACAUCUGGUAAGCAAAGGGACAGAGGCAAAACCCGUACUGUGAAUAAGGGAAAAGAGAAGGAGAAAGAAGAUGUGAUCAUGAAAGAUGAAAGCAGCUCAGAAAGUGUGGUGAACAGUACAGAGGUCAACUUGGGUCAAACAAAUCUAUCCGAUUGUAGUCCCGCGAAAGCUUUGGAACCGUCGAAUGGUGAAUCAUCAUCUGCUCAAUCUAUGCCUUCAAGUGCCACUCAGACACCAAAUGCGAUGCAGUCCCUCGAUACACCUAGCUCAUCAUCGAAUGUGGAUGGAGUACCAUCCCAGACAGAAUCAUCAGAUCAAAGACAUAAUCGCAUGCGUCGUGAGAUUGAACAGUCACUCGCAACAGCUGGAACCAAUCAACAGUAACGUCUGAACAAAUCGAAAAGAGUGACUUACGCAAAGUGAAUGGUUCAAAGACGGAUAUUGAAACAUUGACAAAGUUAC
Meira miltonrushii is the source of this 1145-nucleotide messenger RNA. RefSeq lists its product as uncharacterized. The transcript is spliced from 2 exons. NCBI's taxonomy places the organism in Eukaryota, Fungi, Basidiomycota, Exobasidiomycetes, Exobasidiales, Brachybasidiaceae. The record is from RefSeq and is a predicted model, not a curated record. Bases 267 to 1067 code for a protein of 266 amino acids.